Molecule: messenger RNA, 5458 nt
Organism: Stomoxys calcitrans (stable fly)
Lineage: Eukaryota; Metazoa; Arthropoda; Insecta; Diptera; Muscidae
Gene: GluProRS
Product: bifunctional glutamate/proline--tRNA ligase
Exons: 7
Coding region: 171-5300 (1709 amino acids)
Biological process (GO): prolyl-tRNA aminoacylation; glutamyl-tRNA aminoacylation; translation
Cellular component (GO): cytoplasm; aminoacyl-tRNA synthetase multienzyme complex
Molecular function (GO): ATP binding; proline-tRNA ligase activity; glutamate-tRNA ligase activity
Source: RefSeq, a predicted model, not a curated record
ACGUUGUUUGCGACCAACGACUAAUAUCAUAAUAAACCCUUUGCGGUGACACACCACGUCGUCUGUCUCACAUUUGUUUAAGCAGAAGGUGCAGAAAAGUGUCCUGAGCUUGAGGAAUUUAUUAAAAUAAAUCCUUUUUCGAUAGUAGUUCGAGGAUAUUGCAUAAAAAUAUGGCUCUAAAGUUGACGGCUAAUGUUGCCAAUCCCCCAAUCAGUGGAUUGGCAACAGCUCAUUUAAUUAAUGACACCGUGGCUGUUGAAAUUAUUUGGGGCAAUGAAACCUCCUUGUUGUAUCCUGAUGGCCGGCGUUUGAUAUGCCACUCCAAUAAUGAUGUGUUGCGUGCCUUGGCCAGAGCUGCUCCAGCCUACAACUUGUAUGGUGAGACUGCCAUUGAACGCACACAAAUCGAUCAUUGGCUUUCAUUUUCGCUCACCUGCGAAGAUGACAUCUCCUGGGCCAUGGGAUUUUUGGAAAAGUCCAUUGCCCCUGUCACGUAUUUGGUAGCCAACAAGCUGACCAUUGCCGACUUUGCCUUAUUCAAUGAAAUGCAUUCACGCUACGAAUUUCUGUCGGCUAAGGGCAUUCCUCAGCAUGUCCAAAGAUGGUAUGAUUUGAUAAGUGCCCAGCCUCUUAUUCAAAGAGUCUUGCAAUCUCUACCGGAUGAGGCCAAGGCUUCAGCCAAACGUGUAAAUCGUUCGAAGAAUUCCAAGGAGUCGUCGCCCGCUGUAGCAGAAAAGUCAAACCAACGUAAGCAGGAGGGUAAAUUUGUGGAUCUACCAGGAGCUGAAAUGGGCAAGGUGGUGGUGCGCUUCCCCCCAGAAGCUUCGGGAUAUUUGCACAUUGGUCAUGCCAAAGCUGCUUUGCUUAAUCAGUACUAUGCCCAAGCUUUUGAGGGCACCUUGAUAAUGCGCUUCGAUGACACGAAUCCAGCAAAGGAAACUGUGGAAUUCGAAAAUGUUAUCCUGGGUGACUUGGAAUUGCUCAAUAUUAAACCUGACAUCUUUACACAUACGUCCAAUUACUUUGAUUUGAUGUUGCAAUAUUGUGAGCAACUGAUCAACGAAGGCAAGGCGUAUGUAGACGAUACACCUCCUGAGCAAAUGAAGGCGGAACGUGAUCAAAGAAUGGAAUCUAAAAAUCGUUCGAACGAUCCUGCCAAGAAUAUGGAAAUGUGGAAGGAAAUGGUAAACGGCACAGAGUUUGGUCAAAAAUGUUGUGUGCGAGCCAAAAUUGAUAUGUCAUCGGCCAAUGGUUGCAUGCGUGAUCCCACAAUUUAUAGAUGCAAAAAUGAACCUCAUCCCAGAACUGGCACCAAAUACAAAGUCUAUCCCACUUAUGAUUUUGCUUGUCCGAUUGUUGAUGCCAUUGAAAAUGUUACACAUACCUUGCGUACCAUGGAGUAUCAUGAUCGUGAUGAUCAAUUCUAUUGGUUCAUUGAUGCCUUGAAAUUGCGCAAGCCCUACAUCUGGGAAUAUAGCCGCUUGAAUAUGACCAAUACAGUAUUGUCUAAACGAAAAUUAACCUGGUUUGUAGAUUCAGGCUUAGUGGAUGGGUGGGAUGAUCCUCGUUUCCCCACAGUUCGUGGCAUCGUUAGACGUGGCAUGACUGUUGAAGGCUUGAGAGAAUUCAUUAUUGCUCAGGGCUCUAGUAAAUCUGUGGUCUUCAUGAAUUGGGACAAAAUAUGGGCUUUCAAUAAGAAGGUCAUUGAUCCCAUUGCUCCUCGUUACACCGCCUUGGAAUACGAUAAUCGUGUCAUUGUUAAUGUUGCCGGAGCUAAAAAGGAAAAGAUCGAAGUACCUGUACAUCCCAAAAAUGAAUCAUUGGGCAAAAAGACUGUCACACUGGGACCACAAAUCUACAUUGACUAUGUGGAUGCUGAAGCUUUAAAGGUUGGCGAAAAUGCCACCUUCAUUAACUGGGGCAAUAUUAUGAUCAAUAAGAUCAACAAGGAUGGCUCUGGCAAAAUUACUAGUGUGGAUGCUGCCUUGAAUUUGGACAAUAAAGAUUUCAAGAAGACCCUUAAACUCACCUGGUUGGCUGUUGAAGACAAUGCCGAAGACUAUCCACCUACAUAUUGUGUUUACUUUGACAAUAUCAUUAGUAAGCCUGUAUUGGGCAAAGAUGAAGAUUUUAAGCAAUAUAUUGGCCAUAAAACGCGCGAGGAACAAUUGAUGUUGGGAGAUCCAGAAUUGAGGAAAUGUAAAAAGGGUGAUAUUAUUCAACUGCAACGUCGUGGUUUCUUCAAGGUUGAUAAUGCCUAUGCUCCACCUAGUGCUUACUCGAAUGUUGCCUCUCCCGUUAUAUUGUUUUCUAUACCCGAUGGUCAUACCAAGGAUAUGCCAUCGUCGGGUUUGAAGAUAAAUGCGGAAGUUGCUAAUGAUGCCAAUAAAGCGACUGUUCCAAACGGCGAUUCAUCCUCGAAAGCCAGUGAUUUGGAUCUACUCAUUUCAAAACAAGGCGAUAUUGUAAGAGAUUUGAAAUCCAAAAAGGCAGAUAAAGCCCAAGUUGACGUUGAAGUUAAGAAGCUUUUGGCCCUAAAGGCUGACUAUAAAACUGCAACGGGUAAGGAUUGGAAACCUGGACAGACCCCUGCAGCCACAACUGCUGCUACAGCAACUAGUGCCACUCCUGCUGCUGCUCCAGCUGCUACAAAUGCUGUAUCCGUUAAUGAACAAAUUAUCAAACAAGGUGAUUUGAUACGUGAACUGAAGGCUAAGAAGGUGCCUAAAGCAGAACUUGAUCCGCAAGUGAAAAUUCUGUUGGACUUGAAGGCUCUGUUUAAGAAAUUAUCGGGACAAGAUUGGAAGCCUGGCGUCUCUGUGCCCGCGGCUGCUGCUGCUGCUCCUACUUCGAAUGCUAACGCCUCUGUGGAUGAGAUUCUGAAUAAAAUCACCGCCCAAGGCGAUAAAAUAAGACAGUUGAAAACCCAAAAAGCUAAUAAAUCGGCCAUUGAUCCAGAGGUUAAGACUCUGUUGAAUCUUAAGGCUGAAUAUAAGAACUUAACUGGAGAGGAGUGGAAACCCGGCUGUGUGGCUCCUGUUGUUGUCAAGAAGGAAAAGAGCCCCGACCAGCCUGCUGCCAGUGUUGUUGCUGAACUAUUGAAAAAAAUUCAAGCUCAAGACAAUCUCCUUAGUCAAUUGAAGGUUAAGGGAGAUAACGCUAAAGUUGGUCCUGCAAACACAUUGCUACUCGCCUUAAAAGCUGAUUAUAAAAGCCUUACUGGUCAGGAGUGGAUGCCCAGCGGCCCUGUAAAAUCCGUAGUUAUUGAUUUAACUUCUGAUAGUUCCUCUUCAUCAGGGGUAGCCAAGAUUCUUGAAAAUAUAAAAGAUCAGGGAGACAAGAUACGCAAAUUAAAAUCCGAAAAGGCUGGCAAAAGCAUCAUAGAUACCGAAGUCAAGACUCUGUUAGCUUUAAAGGGCGAAUACAAAUCGCUUACCGGUAAGGAGUGGACUCCUGACGCUAAAGUAGAAACAGUUAAACAAGAAUCUGUUAAAAUGUCUUCGCCAGUCACCGAAAAGGAUUUGCUUACCAAGGAAAUCACCGAACAAGGUGAUAAGGUGCGAGUAGCAAAGGCCAACAAAGCCCCCAAAGAAGAGGUGGAUGCUGAGGUGGCCAAGCUUUUGGCUUUGAAGGCAAGAUAUAAGGAAGUCACAGGUACUGAUUUCCCUGUUGCUGGACGCUCAGGUGGUGGUUCUGCCAAAAAAGCACCUCAAGAGAAGAAGGACACUCCCAAGCCUGCCAAACCAGCGAAAAAAGAACCUGAAGCUGCCAGCGGCGCGGUGAAAAAGCAAACCCGUUUAGGCUUGGAGGCAACCAAGGAAGAUAAUUUACCCGAAUGGUAUUCUCAAGUUAUUACGAAAGGCGAACUUAUCGAGUAUUACGAUGUCUCAGGCUGUUAUAUCUUACGCCACUGGUCAUUUGCCAUUUGGAAAUUCAUAAAGACCUGGCUGGAUGCUGAAAUCACAAAAAUGGGUGUCAAAGAAUGUUACUUCCCCAUAUUUGUAUCGCGAGGAGCUUUGGAAAAGGAAAAAACUCAUAUAGCUGAUUUUGCUCCCGAAGUAGCCUGGGUAACAAAAUCCGGCGACUCCGACUUGGCCGAACCCAUUGCCGUACGCCCCACCUCUGAAACAAUCAUGUAUCCUGCCUAUGCUAAAUGGAUUCAGUCCUAUCGCGAUUUACCCAUACGCCUUAAUCAAUGGAACAACGUUGUGCGCUGGGAAUUUAAUCAUCCUCAACCUUUUCUGCGCACACGUGAAUUUUUAUGGCAAGAGGGCCAUACCGCCUUUGCCAGUAAGAGUGAAGCCGACAAAGAAGUUUUAGAUAUUUUGGAAUUGUAUGCCCAAGUCUAUACAGACUUGCUGGCCAUACCGGUGGUGAAGGGACGAAAAACAGAGAAGGAAAAAUUUGCCGGCGGUGAUUAUACCACAACAGUAGAAGCCUACAUUUCAGCUUCCGGCAGGGCAAUUCAAGGUGGCACCAGUCAUCACUUGGGUCAAAACUUCUCGAAAAUGUUUGAAAUUGUCUAUGAAGAUCCAGAAACGCAACAAAAACAAUAUGUCUAUCAAAACUCAUGGGGUUUGACGACAAGAACCAUAGGUGUUAUGAUUAUGGUUCAUGCUGAUAACCAAGGUUUAGUUUUACCACCCCAAGUUGCCUGCAUUCAAGCCAUCGUUGUACCCUGCGGAAUUACAGUAAAUACCAAGGAUGAGGAAAGAGCCGAAUUGUUGGAUGCUUGCAGGGCUUUGGAGAAACAAUUGUGCUCGAGUGGGGUGCGCUGUGAAGGCGAUUACCGUGAUAACUAUUCUCCAGGCUGGAAAUUCAAUCACUGGGAAUUGAAGGGAGUACCUCUGCGCAUUGAAUUGGGCCCCAAAGAUAUGAAAGCCAAACAGAUUGUGGCAGUGCGCCGAGAUACCGGAGAGAAACUAGUUUUGCCCAUGGAAAAUAUUGAGAAGAAAAUCAAUGAACUUUUGAAGACCAUACACAACAGCAUGCUGGCGAAGGCGCAAAAGGAAUUGGACAGUAGCAUUAAACAUACUAAAGAUUGGAAUGAUUUUUGUACAUUUUUGGAUCAAAAGAAUUUGCUUUUGUCUCCCUUCUGUGGGGAAAUACCUUGUGAGGAUAAAAUUAAGGCUGAUAGUGCACGCGACGAAGAUGCCGAACCUGGUGCUCCCGCCAUGGGUGCCAAAUCUUUAUGCAUACCUUUUGAUCAGCCUGCUACAAUUUCCGCUGCUGACAAGUGCAUUCAUCCCGCUUGCACGAAUAAACCUAAAUUCUAUACUCUCUUCGGCCGCAGCUACUAAAAGCCCAACGACCCAACCGAUGCACUUUUGAUGACUUCCUAAUAUUUUGUGUUUCGACUCUCUCUCCAGUUUGUGUAAAUUAAUAUAUAGCCCGUAUCGAUAUUUAUGAUCAGACCAUAAUCACAAUUUUAUUUAAUAAAACAAAUUUGUUUUCACAA